Molecule: messenger RNA, 1744 nt
Organism: Cololabis saira (Pacific saury)
Lineage: Eukaryota; Metazoa; Chordata; Actinopteri; Beloniformes; Belonidae
Product: aquaporin-11-like
Exons: 3
Coding region: 108-902 (264 amino acids)
Cellular component (GO): cytoplasm
Molecular function (GO): channel activity
Source: RefSeq, a predicted model, not a curated record
GCGCCCGGCACGGAUCAGCUGGACUUUGAGGCUGAUCCUGAUCCUGUUCCGACAGAACAACUCGGAUCCCCUGGAUCAGCUGGACCAGCUGGUUCCGAGCGGGGGCCAUGGUGGACUUGGGGGUCAGCUUGUUGGUGCUGGGGGCCGCGGUGCUGCUGUGCGAGGCGGCCCGCCGGGCGGCGGCGCGGCUGCUGCCCGGCCCCGCGGGUCUGUACCUGCAGGAGGCGGCCAGCACCUUCCAGCUGUGCUGCUGCACGCUGGAGCUGCAGCUGCUGGGGGUGGACCUGCCGGUGUCGCUGGCUCUCACCUACGGAACCACGCUGGUCCACCUGCUGACGUUCCGGGAGGCGACCUGCAACCCCGGCGCCGUGCUGGAGCGCGCCUGGCGCGGGGACGCGCCGCGCGGCGCCGCGGUGCCGCUGCUGCUGGCGGCGCAGUUCGGGGCCGCGGCGGCCGCGCGCUCCUGGGCGGCGUGCGUGUGGUCUCUGGGUCUGUCCGCCGCGCACCGCCGGCACCGCGGGGCCGGGUUCCUGUGCUCGGACCCGCUGGGCGGGACGGUGCCGCAGGCGGCCGCGGCGGAGCUGGCGUGCGCCUUCGCCGUCCAAGCUGCGGCCAUGCAUGCGCACAAACUGGACGAGAAGCUCCGCGCGCACUUCAUGGCUGCCGUCAUCACGGCGGUGGUGCACACAGGUGGAGAUAUUUCAGGAGCUGUUUUUAACCCCGUCCUGGCCUUCUCCGUCACGUUCCCCUGCAGUGGCCACACUUACUUGGAGUACUGCUUCGUGUACUGGCUGGGGCCUAUCUUAGGCAUGGCGAGCUGCAUCCUCCUGUUUGAGAAGAUCCUCCCUCUCCUCUCCGGGAUGGGCGCCGGAGCUGCUGCACAGAAACUGAAGACUCAGUGACACAGAGAGGGACGCAUCCUCUUUUUUUUUUGCAUAGAUGGAUUAUUUUCAUACAAUCACCACUUAUACUUCUGUCAUUAAUGUUAAUGACGACAGAAGGUUCAAUCAGGACUCUGUGAGUCAAGUACAAAAUCACCGGUGUUUUAACCCUUUACAGUGACUGGAUUUGGUAAAUUCAGUAGAACUACAGACUAAGGUUUAAAAAACAAAACAAAUUACAAUGUUAAUAGAGGGCUUUUAAUAUUCUCUAAUAACUCUCUAGAGUUGAGAUUUCAUGUAUUUUAUUGACUUUUAUUAACCCUAAUAAAAGGGUUAAAGAGCUUUCUGUGAUUGUACCGCUGAAGUGCUGCAGCACAUGUCCAAAGGGCAAUUGUUGGACUUGUGUGUAAACAUGACACCGUAUGAACUUAUGCAUACUACCGUAACAUGUAUGAAUGUAUCUGUACGUUUUAUGUUUGUCUAAUGUUUGUCCAGAAGAGUUUUCUCCCUCUUUUCUUUUUUCAAGGUUUCGGACCCUGAAGGUGACUGGAUUUACUUUAAAAGACCAAAGUUGUGUUUGUUUGCUUAUUUGUGUUUUUCUCCUCAUAUUUUUGUAAUUCUUUUACGUUUUCUCGGUCUGGCUGUUCAGUCAGUAUCUGCAGGUUGAAAGUAACCUGGUUUCAGGCUGUUGACGGGACUUUGGACAUGAAUGUGAAUAAUUUUUUAAACACAAAAGUGCAGUUGCUGCACAUCUGUAACUAACUUGAUGGUCUGAAAGAUGAUAGUGUUUGUGUUGUCUUAGUCUUAAUUUAAAUGCCAUUUUAAAUAAUGUAACUAAAUAAAUGAAUCCAAAAAGGAAAGAA